CUCCUGCCCUCCCGAACUCAUCCUCACUUUAACUUUACACUUUGCCACGACAGCAGAAGACACAGCGACGAAGAUGAUUGGCGCUCACGAGCGUACGCAGCCUGGCUACAGGGACAACCUCACGCCGUGGCAGCAGGAUGCCCUCUUUGAGCUGUGGGGCCGCUUCUUCCGCCUCUGUCAGUCGCCAGCAGGCUCUGCAGAUGAAUCUACCGACUCAAAUGCUCGCCCGCAAGCGCCAAAGACGAGGUCGACGUGGGCUGCCUCGAUGCCAGCAUCCAACAGCUCGUCCAUCAGCCCAUCCACGGCACCUUCCCGAUCCGCCUCUCGCGAGCAUCUCACCAACAAUGGCCACCCUCGACUCUCCUCCUCCAACCUCGCCGCAGCAAAUGCCGCUCGAGAAGCUGCUGCUGCCGCCUCCUCCUCCUCCUCAACAGGCGUAGCUUCAUCCACGACGCCAACGCAGCACACCGUCUCCGCUUCAGGCAGCCACAUUCCCAAAGACGACCAAGCGAAAGCUCACGUUCAAGGCCAGCAUGAGGCCAAGGAGAUGCGCAAUUUUCUCCACAAGUACGGCGGGCAGCGUUUGCGCAAGGUAUUCUGGCAAAUGGUCAAGGGCGAGCACCCAGACGUAAUCAUGCUGCGCCUCCUUCGCGCCCGCAAGUGGAACGUCGAUCGGGCAGUUGCUGUGCUAGGAUCGACCGCAGCCUGGCGAGUGGAGAACGACGUCGAGGCCAUAGUCAAUGGUGGCGAGCUGGAGCUCACAAGCACACGCGGAGGCAUGAACAUCCUCCGCAACGGCAUCUCCUACAUGUACGGUGCCUCUGCCGCGGGAGAGCCAGUUUACAUCAUCGAAGUUGGGCGUCACUUUUCCGCCUCCCAGACCCAAGAUGAGCUUCGGAGGGGGGUCAUUCUCCUCCAAGAGACGUUGCAAUCCCUCAUGCCCCCACCCUGUGAGAGGAAGAUCGUGAUUUUCAACAUGAACGAGUUCGGCAUCCGCAACAUGGACUGGUGGUGCGUCUUCUUCAUGGUGAAAACAAUGGAGUGCUUCUACGUCGAGACACUUGCCCGUGUGUAUGUGCACGGAGCCCCCUGGAUCUUCAAGCCCAUCUGGUCAAUAUUGAAGCCGCUGCUCGACCCCGUGGUACGGGACAAGAUUCGACUUACGGACCAGCCAGAGGAGCUGGCCGAAUUUGUGCCGCUUGAUCGGCUGCCCAAGGAUAGCAUGAAAGGCCAGAUGCAAUGGGCUUUCGACUACCCCAUGCCCGAUCCCCACGAGAACGAUCUCCAAAAGGAUACCAAGAUGAGAGACAAGCUCCAAGAGGACUACUUCUCCAUCUGCUUCGACCUCGAGCGCGAAACACGCGCAAUCGUCCGUGCCCUUGCCAAAACCUCCUACAAGAGGCGAGGUUCCUACAAGUCCUCCAACCAAGAGUCGUCAGACGACGGCGGCUCGGUCGUAGGUGGCGCAGAGUACGAUGAGCCACCAGAGCUGGCCUCCCUCAAGGCGCGGCGCGAUGUCCUGGCAACGAAGUUGCGUGUUGCGUGGCUCAAAUUGCGCCCGUACAUGGUGGGCAAGACUAUGGUGGAUCGCUGGAAUGUACGUCAGCCGGAUGGAGUGCUCGUUUGGUCGUAUCCGAAGAUGGAUGGGAGCGUUGAGAAGCAGGUGCUGGGUGAGGCUACGAGCUUGCCGGCAUUGGAGAAGAAUUUGGCCGCCAUUGAGGAGGGUGCGGCAGCUGCAGCGAGUACGCCGCCCAUUGUGGAUGGGGCCAGUAGCAGCCUGGAUGCGCAGCUGGCCAGUCAGAUGAGGCCUACUUCCCCACCGUCUGCAAGCGUGGCAGGCAUCAUGGACGGGUCGAGCGCACCCCAUCGUGUCCAGUCGGGGAACAGUGGUGCUAGCUCCAGGCUGCGGGGCCAGAAUGGCAACAAGAAGAGCGAGAGAAGGAGCUCUGGCAACGUAGCACCUCCCGGCAUGGCUCCGAUGCCGUCACCGCCGCAGGAACACCUGGCAAAGAUGAGCUUGGCACGCGCAGAUGGUGCGAGUCCGUCCGGCUCGUCGCCCGGCGGCAGUGGCGCUCGCCCUUCUACAUCUGGGUCUUCAGGACCAGAGUCGGCCCUCUCGCACGGCACGGCUGAUACUGGCUUCCACUCGAUGUCCACUAUCCAUGCCAGCGCGGGGGUUGAAGGACAGGAUGCAGACUCCGUGGCUGUCAAUGGCAGCAAGAGGGCAUCCGCUAUGGGUGGAGCGACGAACAGCGCGGGGUCGACAGACACGCCGCCGAGUAGCGUGCUGGACGGCGGAGAAGCUGCUGCAGACCACCUGAAGAUGACAGACGAUCGACAUGAAGCGGAGGUGCCCGUCCAUCCGCUCGAGCGUAGCGUAGAUGGUUUGUGAGCGAUCGAUCCUCCCUCGGGCGCUAGGCCCGCCUCGGCCUUAUUCAGUCUUCUAUGCUACGGAACCCUUUACCCACAUUUCAGUCGUUUCCUCGUAUAUCUGUGCUACCUCUGAGUCUUCACAAACUCGCAACAAUCGUCAGACCGUUCGUUACGAU
Jaminaea rosea is the source of this 2549-nucleotide messenger RNA. RefSeq lists its product as hypothetical. NCBI's taxonomy places the organism in Eukaryota, Fungi, Basidiomycota, Exobasidiomycetes, Microstromatales. The transcript is spliced from 2 exons. The record is from RefSeq and is a predicted model, not a curated record. The coding region runs from base 74 to 2392 and encodes 772 amino acids.